CCUUAAGAAAAUAUAUUUUAUACAGACCAAAAAAGUAUUAUGUGCCAUGCGUUACUUUCUAGUUAUUCAUAAAAAGUUUACAAGUUUUUAAUUUCAGUAUGUUGAUGUAGAAUGCUUGGGUUUUUUAGCAUUAAUUAUAUAUAUUUUCUUUUUUUUUGCUGGUGCAGGUCAACGAAUGGGUCAAGCCUCAAGUCGCAUUGAAUGUCAGUGGCGGUUAUCGGCGGCUUAUCAGCACCCGUGACUUGGGCUCGGAUUAGGAUUGGAUUGGAUUCGCGCGAGAGAGGGACUCAGUGAACAAUUGUCGCUGUAAGUGGAAGUAGUGAGUUGCAAUGGAGAUGCCUUCGAUCACCUGGUUGCUCUGCGUCCUCCUAACUUUCCGCCUGAAGUCGGCAAAUUCGCUGGAUUGCCAGCAGCAGCUGGAGAACGACACAGAUGCGGAGGAGGCGUGUGAGAACUUCUAUCAGCAUGCCUGCGGAAAUUGGUAUGCCAGCAGUAGGCAACGGAAUAUGGGUGCCCAUGAUACGCGAUCCAAGUGGUUGGCCAAUAUGAAAAUCCAGCUAAUACGGCAUCUGGAGUCCAGUCACGUGGCGAGGGAGGAGGAGGAGCUGGCCAUUUUCUACCGAAGCUGCAUGUCCGGUGACCAGUCUGUGAAGUACUACUCCGAUGCCCUGAUUCAAAGUUCAGGUGCCAGUUUCCCCCUGUUCCCAAACAACUCCUCCUCGAAUAGCUCCUUUGACUGGAUUCCGGUUAAUGCAGCACUCCGAACCUACGGAGCACAGGGUCUGUGGCGACUUUUGGUCCUGGACAACUGGCAGUCGGCCGAUGAGCGCAUCUUCUACCUACUGCCACCCACAUUCGAGCAACUGGGCUACGGAGAGGAUGAGAUGAGUGAGUUUCUUUACGAGCGUUAUCUCAAAAUAUUGCUCAUGGAACUCAAUAUGCGUGUGCGUCGAGCGGGCUUGUUGGCCCAGAAAUUAGUGGCAUUCGAGAAGAGUCUACGGAACCUGUUGCCCAGUGACAUAGAGCAGACCCUGGUGCUGCGAAAGCCACAAAGUCUAAGGGACUUGGAGCUGCAAUUGCCGGGUCUGGAGUUGAGGCGCUACUUUGACAUCAUUCUGCAGGGCCUCGACUGGGAUCCAUCCACACUCUUGCUGGUGGCGAACAUCGACUAUCUGCGCGAUCUUCAGGGACUACUGCUGGCCAGGAAUAGGCCCGAUCCAGAGAUUCUGUCCACUUGGUUGCUGCUGCAGCUACCCGUUCAUUUCGAGCUGAAAAUGCACGAUGAUGAGAGGUUGAGCAGCCAGCAAGAUCGCUGCCUCGAACAGUUGAGGAAACUAAUGCCUGGAGGACUGGGGCGUUUGCAAAUGCAAUUGCAAUUGGGUGACAACUACCAGGAUGUGUAUGACAGCUCCAUACAGCAGAUAGCCUUGCUGUUCCGGGAUCUUAAGCAGCAGUUCGAGUUGGUCUUGAAUGAGACCGAGGUGUUCGAUGAGGAUUUGGUGACCCGCCACUUGGCUCGCGAAAAGUUGCGAGCCAUGCGCCUGCUAACACCUCGUCUGCAGGAUUCCGCGGGCACAGACCACCCGGCCACGCCCAUGGGCGGAAAUUGCGAUGAGAAUCUCAUCCAGUUGUCCCUCAACCUGGCCAGAUUGGAGUUCCGGCAGGUGUUUGGUGAACCAGUGACGGCCGUGCCCGCGGAUCCUAUGUCCGUGAACGCCUACUAUCGCCUCAAGCUAAAUCGCAUCGAGUUGCCACUGGGCCUCCUGGCCACGCCCCUCGCCCAGCUGCCCUCGUGCUCCAAGGAGUCGGAUGCCAUGGCCAAAUUGUCCGCCGGAUUGGGCUACAUCCUGGCCCACGAAAUGGUGCAUGCCUUCGACUACGAUGGCAUCAAUUACGAUGCCGCCGGCCAACUGGCCAAUGGUCAAUGGCCGGCCAGGGCCAUCAUCCGAUUUGGCCUGAGAGCAAAGUGUUAUUUGGGCACACGGUAUAGCAAUGCCACGGCCACCAUCAACGAGAACAUCGCCGAUAGCGAGGGUCUACGCUUGGCCCUCGACACAUAUCGCCGUACACGGAAAUCGCCAAGCGGCCAAAAUCUAAGGACCUUCUUUUUGGCCUUCGCCCAGAAUUGGUGCGGCACGGCGGCUACUCGGGGAUUGGGCCAACAACACUCAUCCCACGUCGACCGGGUGAACAAUGUGGUGGGAAAUCUGCCUGAGUUCGGGGAAACCUUCCAGUGCACCGCCUCCAGCCGAAUGAAUCCCGCCGAAAAGUGCCGCCUUUGGUGAACAGUUCUACAGAGCUAUCUAUCUAUCUAUCUAUCUAUCUAUCUAUAUUAUUAAACACUAAUUGAGGCCUACACGACAUGGCACUGAACUAGAUAAUACCAGUGCAAAAAUUGUACUUUAAAGGCAGCUGGAACUUCGAAGGAUCCACUCUUGGAAAAAUUGGAACUUGAUUAAUUUAGUCAAAGACUCUUUGACAUGUUAAUAAACUAGCAAAUGGAACUAUG
Drosophila elegans is the source of this 2509-nucleotide messenger RNA. Its product is annotated as neprilysin-3. Gene Ontology annotation, molecular function: metalloendopeptidase activity. The coding region runs from base 330 to 2285 and encodes 651 amino acids. NCBI's taxonomy places the organism in Eukaryota, Metazoa, Arthropoda, Insecta, Diptera, Drosophilidae. Gene Ontology annotation, cellular component: plasma membrane. Gene Ontology annotation, biological process: protein processing. The record is from RefSeq and is a predicted model, not a curated record. The transcript has a single exon.